Molecule: messenger RNA, 1059 nt
Organism: Exophiala bonariae
Lineage: Eukaryota; Fungi; Ascomycota; Eurotiomycetes; Chaetothyriales; Herpotrichiellaceae
Exons: 3
Coding region: 1-1059 (352 amino acids)
Molecular function (GO): catalytic activity
Source: RefSeq, a predicted model, not a curated record
AUGUCGAAGUCAAUUGUUAACACAAAACCGUACCCCUGGACAUUCGAUACAGGGAAGGCGGUUGCCGUCAACAAUAAAGGCAAGGCGAGAGAUGUCGAUGUCAAGAUACAGAAUGUACGAGGGCGUAUACCUUCCUUCCAAGCGUCUCGACUUCGUUCUAUGAUGCUGGAAGCCCAUGAAGACCCCAACAAGAUUCUUGCACAUGUCGUCAGCUACGAUGCACUCAGCUCUCGGCUCUGCGAAGAAGCAGGCUUUCCCAUGAUCUUUCUGGCAGGCUAUGCCAUGGCUUCAGCUUUCGGCUUGCCUGAUACUGGGUAUAUUGCCUUCCAGGAAGUUGCGGCUAAGAUCCAAGAGGUUGCCCGUGAGACGACUGUACCUAUUAUGGUCGACGGAGAUACUGGUUAUGGUAGUCCCAUGAAUGUGCGAAGGACGGUUUCUGGCUUCGCACAUGCCGGAGCUGCGGGCAUUAUGAUUGAGGAUCAGACAUGGCCUAAACGCUGUGGUCACACGUAUGGCAAAAAUGUUGUAUCCAGAGAUGAAGCAUAUGCCAGAUGGCAAGCGGCAGUCGACGCUCGAAAUGAAGGAGUCGACAUUUGGAUUCUCGCCCGUACCGACAGCCUGAUUCUCGGAUACGAAGAGGCUAUCACACGUGCCCGUAAGGCAAUCGAGAUUGGCGUCGACGCUGUCUUUAUAGAAGCUCUGCCCGACCGUGCCACGAUGGAGAAGGUGCGCCGAGAAUUGGACUUCCCAUCAUUUGCAAAUAUCAUCGAAGGCGGAAAAACGGAAAACCUCUCGGCUAAGGACCUGGGUGAAAUCGGGUACUCUGCUGUUGCUUAUCCAUGGACGCUUGUGGCGGCGAAGCUGAAGUCAAUUCGUGAAACGCUGGAGAAUAUCAAGGGAUCAUUUACCGUUGGGCGGCCACCCGUGGUGCUAUCCUACGACGAAGUUUGUGAGGGCGUUGGAUUUAAUAAGUAUUAUGAGACGGAGAAACGAUAUGAAUAUGAAGGUAUGUUGAACGGUGCCAAAGGAUACCAAUGGGCGCAAGCGAAUGGACACUGA